UUGCAAUCACGUGAUCUGUUUUGACAGUAGCCAUAUUUAGAUCAAGAGUCGACGGUGGAGUUGGAAACUGCAUUAGAAUGUCAUUACCAGGAAAGGACACGGGCCCAUAUAUGUAAACCACACCUUCUGUGUGCCACUUCUGUAUGAAAAUGUCGGUCUCACAGGGCAGUGUAAUUGCGUCUGUGCAUUUGCAGACAUUUUGUGUUUGACAGUUGGCGCGCCUCGAUUUGUUGACACGUCAAAUUCAGUCCCAAAUUCAGUCACAUCGAACGUGCAAACUUGUGGAAUUACAUUGCAUUUACCGACAACCAUUGCAAGCAGUUCCGUUAAUUUUCAUAUAUUUUUGCCCGCUAUUCAUUCACCUCAAAUUUGAUUAAGAUCUUUGAAUUCGGAUAAUAUUCGACAACAAUUAAGAAUGUGGCUGAAGUUGGUUUUAGUGAUAAUGUAUGUGAUGGUCUUGUUCGUCCUGGCUCGCAUUCUCGAGACCGUGACCUGGGCUGAGUCUGGUAACAUAUCCCGUCGACUCUUGGAUCCAAUGACGAUGUCGGUGCUGAAGUUGAAAGCCCUGCUUGAACAAAGGGGUAUAAGCUAUGAGGGUGCUGUGGAGAAAAGGGAGCUUGCCGACCUUGUAGAGUCCACUGGUCCUGUCAUGGAGGAAGCAAGCCCUGAGGCAGCCCUGGAGGAAAACUCCAGCAUGACCAACUUCACAGGGGAAGCUCAUUUCCUGGAGCAGGUCGAAGACUCCAAAGACAGUGUUUGGUUGGUUGAAGUUCUCAGCAAAGGUCGUCAAAUCAGCGCCCUCUCUGAUACAAGCUGGCUAGAAUUUCGAAAAAAAAUGUCAAGAUUUGGAGUCAAUGUGGGAAUUUUUGACUGUCAUCUUGAUAGAAAAUUUUGUUCCAAGAAACAUUGGCACGAUUCUCAUCUUAUCCUUGGUCUUCCUCAAGAAUUCAAAACCAAGGCAGUAGUUAAGUUAUACAGUUACCAAGGCCAGUAUCGUCAACAGAACAUAUUCAAUUGGAUAAAGGAAACAAUGUCGAAAAAGGUAUAUCGGAUCCGCUCAUGUGAAGAACUGAAGAGGGAAUGGCUGAAAUUCAAUCAAGGAGAUUCUACUGCAGAGAUCCGCAUGGUCAUGUUUUCUGACAUAAAAAAUCCGCCUUUGUUUUUCUCUGCAGUAAGCAUUAAGUUUCCAGGGAGAGUGAAGUUUGGCAUCAUGAACAAUAAGUCGCUGCUUAAGAAAGACAUUUUGAAGGAGUUUGACUGGGGUAUUCCCCCUAGAUAUGUUAUAAUUACUGCAGAGGAAGUUACUGUAUAUGGUAAUAAGACUAUAGAAAACAUCACUUACAAAUCCAUGGAAGUUUUUCUGAAGACGCUAUACCCAAGUUUGAAUGACAUUUUUGUAUUGAGUUUAGUACUCUGUAAUUUCACAAGCUUAUUUGAACCAUUUCUUGUGCAAGGAUCAGUGUUAAAGAGACUUUUUAAGUUUAUUGUUUGCAUCUUAAAAAAUAACACUGUUCUUUUGUUAUCUUGGAUAAUAUUGUUGACAGUUUUCCAACUCAAUACAAUUUCAUUUAUGAUAGAAUUUGGAUUGAAAUGUAUCCGCAUUCUUGGACUUUCUGAAGUUGGUUCGUACAUACGACAAGAUUAUAGUUUCUAUACCGCUCAUAAAUAUUUUAGCGGAUUUUCGUUUGUUAUGUACGUUUCCAUUGUGGGGAUUUUGGUGUAUAGAUUUAAAGAUCAUGAAGCUGAGCAAUUCAAUCCAAAUGAGUGGAACUUUUCCGAAUUUCGAACUUUGGAACAUUUAUUUUAUCCAACAGCAAGUCUUUUCUUGGCAUCUCAGAGAAGAAGAUUCAUCGAUUAUGAGGAUAUGCCUGAUGAUACGGUCAUGAUUUCGACAGAUUACAUCUGUAACCUUCCUGUUUGGAACCACAAACUACUUCCAAUUGUCAGCUAUAACAAAGGAACUUUUCAAGAUGCACAUUUCGAUAGUGAAUCAGAAAGGAUUUCAUCCCAAGAUGAUUCAAACAACAGUGAAAAUAAGGUUGUCUUCCAUGAAGAAAAAUAUCAGGAAGUUAAUCAAAAGGAUGGGCCUCUUAACGGUGUUUGUUGUGAGGAUGGUAGGAAAGAAAUGUCUGAAUUGAAGUCGGAGGUGCAAACAAGCAUGAAAGUGGAUAAAGCGGUAGCAAGUAAUGGGAAAUCCAAACAAAACACUGAUAAUACUAAUGGUGCUGUGUCGGACCAGGCAAUAAAUCCAAAGCACAUCUGUGAUGAUGACAUGAAACAAAAUGGGGUGCUGUGCGGGGCUCCCGAGGGAAUGCUGGUGGAGAUCCGAUGUGGCAUCUGUCUUGAGGAAUAUGAGAUGGACACAAAGCUUUGUGGACUGCCCUGUGGUCAUUGUUUCCAUCGUACCUGUAUCCUGACCUGGUUGGUUAAGGAUACUAGUAAUGAUAACCACUUUUGCCCAUUUUGUCGCUGGCCGUCGUACAAACAGAAGCAGGCAGUUCAUCUUCACCAAGAGUAGUAUCAAAAGUCAUGUAGUAACUUGUUCUAUACUGUAACCUUCAGCAAGUUUUCAAAAUGGUAUAUUAGAGUCUAAUUAACAGAAGCCAUUUAUGGUUUUUACUCCAGAUGGUAAUUUUGAAUUGCUUUGUGAAAUUUACUUUAAAUUUGCAAAAUAGAAUGGCAAGGAUGGUGUUCAUAAAUGCAUUGAAUGACCUAUCGUGCUAUAUAUGAGCCCAAUGAUCCUACCAUGUGCGUAUUGUAAUUUGAGAUUGAUCAGAAAUCAAGAUAACUGUCUCUUGGCGAUAGACAGUUCAAUAUAUCUCAAGAAUCAAUAGGACAUUCUGAUUGGGUUUUCUCACGUUUAAUUUGUUGUAGGUUUCCAAUAAUACCUGCUAUAUUUAUAUUUUAUUCAUCAUCUUGGCCAUUCUAAAGACAUCUUGUUAAAUAUUAACUUAUUUAUAAUUUAAUCAUGACUCAUUCAGAGAUCAGGUAGAUUGAAUAAGAAAACUAUGGUGAUUACAAAAAUGUAUCAUGUUAUAUUUGAAUUCUGUAUAUCAUGUGAAUAGAAGCAUGUUUUUGUCUAAAUUUUGUCUAGAUCUGUACUCUUUCAUUGGUUGUCUAUAUUUGCUAAUAUGUAUUCACCUUUUAGGAUUUUUGUUUUACAUUUCAGCUUUGUGGCAUACAUAUAAAGGAAGAAAAAAGUUUCUUUAGAUAUGGUGAAUCAUUGAUAAUUAAGAAGUUUGUUGCAUUAAACCUGAUUUGAGAUUUGAUAUCGGUUAAUGUCCUGAAGCUUUAUUUGAUUCUGUACAUGUAAUCCUAUGAAAACUAGUGAUACUAUAAUCGUAACCAUAUACAUGUAUUUAAGCAUUGAACGGCUUUCAGUUGGCAUUCAUAGUCAAUAUGAAUGCCAACUGA
Pecten maximus is the source of this 3414-nucleotide messenger RNA. RefSeq names its product E3 ubiquitin-protein ligase RNF103-like. The coding region runs from base 416 to 2518 and encodes 700 amino acids. Lineage: Eukaryota; Metazoa; Mollusca; Bivalvia; Pectinida; Pectinidae. Gene Ontology annotation, biological process: protein ubiquitination. Gene Ontology annotation, molecular function: ubiquitin-protein transferase activity. The transcript is spliced from 3 exons. The record is from RefSeq and is a predicted model, not a curated record. Gene Ontology annotation, cellular component: endoplasmic reticulum.